UUUCUGAAAUUCAUCAGAAACCCGAACACGGCCUAACUCUCUCUCAUGUCAUCCGUCUAGCUCCGAAUCCUAUCUGACUCUCUCUCUCUAAACCAAACCCUAAUCAGCUCCGCUCCCAACCGUGAACCGCCGAGAGAUAUCGGAUUCGACUCCGCUGAAGUUAAAUGCGUGUGGCGGAGAUCUUCGUCAUCAACGAUGGACCUCUGGAACGACGAUUUCUCACAGCUCGAGAUUGGGACUACCGUCGACUCGCUUCAGAGUUUUUUGGCUUCGCAGAGAGAACUCUUCCAAAGCCAGAUCGACCAGUUUCAGCAUAUCGUUGUCACGCAAUGCAACCUCACCGGCGUCAAUCCUCUCUCCCAAGAAAUGGCAGCUGGAGCUCUGUCAAUAAAAAUUGGAAAAAGACCCAGGGAUUUGUUAAAUCCCAAGGCUGUAAAUUACAUGCAAUCAGUUUUUUCCAUUAAGGAUGCAAUUAGCAAGAAAGAAUCUCGCGAGAUCAGUGCUAUGUUUGGUGUCACAGUCACUCAGGUUCGUGACUUCUUCACUAGUCAACGUUCAAGAGUGAGGAGACUAGUUCAGUUGUCAAAGCAGAGGGCAUUAAGGUCUAGUUCUUGUGAAGAGCCUCAUGGUGAGCAAAUAAACUCCGAUCAUGUGAGACCAAUAAAUCCACCUCUCUUAGACACUGCUGGCUCCACCAAUGCUGAAGAAACAUCUUGUUCAACACAGGAAGCGGCUUUGUCUGACCUAGAUGACUCAGAUAAACACUUUGUUGAGAACAUUUUUAGUCUAAUUCAGAAAGAGGAAACAUUUUCUGGGCAGGAGAAAUUGAUGGAGUGGAUAUUGACGAUACAGAAUUUCUCAGUAUUGUCUUGGUUUUUGACGAAAGGGGGUGCAAUGAGUUUAGCAACUUGGUUGAAUAAAGCAGCUGUUGAAGAGCAAACAAGUGUCCUUCUUCUUAUCUUGAAGGUACUUUGUCAUUUGCCUUUACAUAAAGCCCUUCCAGCACACAUAUCAGCUAUAUUGCAGAGUGUUAAUGGACUACGCUUCUAUAGGACACAAGACAUAUCAAACAGGGCAAGGGUUUUGUUAUCCAAGUGGAGCAAACUAUUAGCAAGGAACCAAGCAUUAAAGAAACCUAAUGGUGUUAAAACUUCUGGUGAAAAACAGAUGAUGCUUUCUCAUAGGCAAGCUUCUGAAUCAUGGCAUUCAAAUAUUGAUCUUCCUGAAGACAUCCUUGCUCCUUCAAAUGAAUAUUCGGAUAAUUUCAGGAAACUGGAACCUCUUCAAGCUCUGAAACUUUUGCCACCCUCAGAUGAUUCUCAUAAGAAGCCCACCCUCGGCGUAUCUUCAUCUCAUGCCAGAGAGCGCAGAAAAGUACAAUUGGUGGAACAGCCGGGCCAAAAAUCAGUGAGCAGAAGCCCACAGGUUGCUAGAGUAGCGCCUGUAAGUCAAAGUCGUCCCAUGUCUGCUGAUGAUAUCCAGAAAGCAAAAUUGCGUGCAUCAUUUAUGCAGAGUAAGUAUGGGAAAACUGGUUCUUCAAAAGAAAGUAAAGAACCAAAAAUUGUUAGUCUGAAUAAACCUCAGACAAAUCAGGUCAGUAUUGCAGUUUCCUCUUCUAAAGUCCAUGUUCCACCCAAAAUUGAAGAAGACAAGAAGCCUCCGGUUCUUCCCUCUAAAAACACUAUCAGGCUGGAUGCUUCUUAUUCUAAAUUGAAAAUGGAUUUGAAGGAAUCUCCGUGGGAGAAGUGCAAGAGGGUGCAAAUACCGUGGAAAACACCAGCAGAGGUGAAACUUAAUGAUACCUGGAAAGUUGGCAAUGGUGAAAAUAGCAAGGAGGUUGAUGUCCAGACAAACAGACACCGCAGGGAAAAAGACACUAUUUAUCAGACUAUCAAAGAGAUGCCAUCCAACCCGAAGGAGCCAUGGGACCUCGAAAUGGAUUAUGAUGACACCUUGACACCAGAAAUUCCUAUUGAACAGCUACCAGACGGUGAUAGUGCAGAAGUAGUAGCUACCCCCAAUGAUGUUGCAACUCAUGCUGUUCAAAGCGUGGCGUCCACAUCCUCAACUGGCAACGCAGCUCCGGCCGAACCUGAUUUAGAAUUGCUUGCUGUACUGCUAAAAAAUCCGGAGUUGGUAUUUGCCUUAACUUCUGGACAAGCCGGUAACAUACCAAAUGAGGAAACAAUGAAGCUGCUUGACAUGAUCAAGAGAAGUAGUGUGAACUUGGGUUUAGGUGAAAAUACAAAUGGCAAUCUCAGCAAUAAUGCAAAGUCUCCGGAGACGGUGGAAGUUUCUCUCCCAUCUCCAACUCCUUCAAAUGAUCCAAGAACGAAUGGAUGGAGCACAGAAGCAUCAAAGAAUCCUUUUACACGGCGAGGUAUGGCGCCUGACAGAAUUAUCCAGAACUCUGCUGCAGUUGCCACCACCAACUUAUUAAGGCAACAGUCAACAGUUGUGGUUCCACCUUCAAAUCAUCUCACAAGCUCAGCAGUUUCUCCAUAUUCACUGCCUCAUGCAGCUAAUUUCAUUCCUGAAAAGCAACCAGCACCCACUCUUUCCUCUGUGCACGUACAAGCACAAUCCUCGGAUUUCGGUUUAACCAUGAAGAAGAACAUAACCACUGCAAAUGCGGCUUCAGUUAACUUACAGGAGACACAUUCGCAUCUAGAAUUGCGGUCUGAUACCAGGAGUUAUGUAAAACCAGUAGCUAAUUUGAGUGUACGAGAAGGUUUGUCUAAUUCAUUACCACAAUCCUUCAUGUUGACCUCAAGAACACCAUCUCACCCAGCCACACAACAACAAAGACAUCAUCCACAUUUGCUCCAUCAGGCCCAUUUCACUGAACCUUCCUAUCGUAACCCUGUCCAGUCCUAUCCACCACAAAUUGAAAAACCUGGUCCGUCAGAUUUGUGGAGAGAAAGGCAGGAUGUGUCAUCCAGUUAUCAUUCUCAAAGAAUUCAUAACAACUACAACACAUUGAUUGGGGAAUCCAUGCAAUCUGGUUCUUAUGAUAGAAAUAAUGAUGGAAGUGAAGGUUUCGAAACAUGGAGUCCGGAAAAUAGUCCAACUAGAAAUCCUAGGUAUGUUCCAGGUAGAAAUUUCCCAGAGUCCAGAAUGAAUAAUGUAAGAAAUCCUAGACAUGAAUGGUCAAGGCAACGGGGUUCUUCUGGAAACUGGGGCCCUGACAGGCAUGGGAACAAAAGGUGGAAUGAUCAGAGACGAUGAUCUAUUUGUUAAGAUUGAUUUGGUCAUAGCGGGAUUUUAUCUGACUCAUUAAUUUUCUGGAUGUAGAGUUGGAUGCUGAUAAGAAUGGUUUUCCUUUUGGUGAUUGGAAAACCUGACAUGGGAUUAAACCUCUCUUUGAGGUGGUUGUUGGAUAAGGGUGUGAUAUUAUACUCACAGCGGGUGCAGUGUUCAGAAUAUCGUGAGUUUGACUUAUUUGUCAAUUGUAAAAUAGACAUUUGUUCAGGUACUUUUGAAAAUGAGAGAGUUAAGGACCGUUCAUUUUAUUAUUUAA
Molecule: messenger RNA, 3520 nt
Organism: Lotus japonicus
Lineage: Eukaryota; Viridiplantae; Streptophyta; Magnoliopsida; Fabales; Fabaceae
Product: homeobox protein LUMINIDEPENDENS
Exons: 12
Coding region: 196-3228 (1010 amino acids)
Biological process (GO): vegetative to reproductive phase transition of meristem
Cellular component (GO): nucleus
Molecular function (GO): DNA binding
Source: RefSeq, a predicted model, not a curated record